CCAACAACAAAACAGCGAUGCCAAGGCGCUAACGGCGCCCGGUGCGUCCCAGGCUCCUUUCUGGCCCCACACCUCCUACGGCUGCGGUCCCCGACACCCCCAACCAAGCCCCCCUUCUCCCCAACUAGCCUAGCCGCAAGCUCGGAGCGCGAUCGGCAACAAUGUUUACGUUCCGGGGAUUAUGACGUCGACGCCUCCCCCCCCACAACUGCUGAAAAUGGUUUCCUAGGACUUUGCAAACGGAUCUGCUUAAGUGUUGGUGCAAAACUUUGUAGAUAUCGGCUCUGGCUUGCUCUAUUUAUUUAUUUUUUUGGUUUCUUUUCUUUGGUCUUCCCUCCUUUCCCCCUCCGCCAAAAUGCAGGGGGCAGGAGUGUUGACAAUUAAUUGGUGAACUCUCCUAAAAAAAAUGGAGGCAGAGAAAGACUCUGGAAGAAGAUUGCGUGCGAUUGACCGCCAGAGAUACGACGAGAACGAAGACUUGUCGGACGUGGAGGAAAUUGUCAGUGUCCGUGGCUUCAGCCUGGAGGAGAAGCUACGUAGCCAGCUAUACCAGGGGGACUUCGUGCAUGCUAUGGAAGGCAAAGAUUUUAACUAUGAGUACGUACAGAGAGAAGCUCUCAGGGUCCCCCUGGUUUUUCGUGACAAGGAUGGACUGGGGAUCAAGAUGCCAGACCCUGAUUUCACAGUCCGAGACGUCAAACUCCUGGUGGGGAGCCGCCGUUUGGUGGACGUGAUGGACGUGAAUACCCAGAAGGGUACCGAGAUGAGCAUGUCCCAGUUUGUGCGUUACUACGAGACACCAGAGGCACAGCGGGACAAACUGUACAACGUCAUCAGCCUCGAGUUUAGCCACACGAAGCUAGAGCAUCUGGUCAAGCGUCCCACCGUGGUGGACCUGGUCGACUGGGUGGACAACAUGUGGCCCCAGCACCUAAAGGAAAAGCAGACAGAAGCCACAAAUGCCCUUGCAGAGAUGAAGUACCCCAAAGUGAAGAAGUACUGUCUGAUGAGCGUGAAGGGCUGUUUCACUGACUUCCACAUUGACUUUGGAGGCACCUCCGUGUGGUACCAUGUUUUCCGUGGUGGGAAGAUCUUUUGGCUGAUCCCGCCGACCCUGCACAACUUGGCUCUGUAUGAGGAGUGGGUGCUAUCUGGCAAACAGAGUGACAUCUUUCUGGGAGACCGAGUGGAACGCUGCCAAAGGAUUGAGCUGAAGCAAGGCUACACCUUUUUCAUCCCUUCUGGGUGGAUCCAUGCAGUUUACACACCCGUGGACUCUCUGGUGUUCGGUGGGAACAUCCUGCACAGCUUCAACGUGCCCAUGCAGCUGCGGAUCUAUGAGAUCGAGGACAGAACCCGGGUUCAGCCCAAGUUCCGUUACCCCUUCUACUAUGAGAUGUGCUGGUAUGUCUUGGAGAGAUACGUGUACUGUGUGACCCAGCGCUCCUACCUCACUCAGGAAUACCAGAGAGAAUUAAUGCUGAUUGAUGCCCCAAGAAAAAACAGCGUAGACGGCUUCUCAUCGGAUUCCUGGCUGGAGAUGGAAGAGGAGUCCUGCGAGCAGCAGCCCCAGGAGGAGGAGGAGGACAAAGAGGAGGAAGGGGAUGGUGCAGAUAAAACACCCAAGCCACCCACUGACGGCCCCACCUCACCCACCAGUACCCUGUCGGAAGACCUGGACAGCACAGGGAAGAAGCCUAAAGCCCCUGCCAUGCGAUUCCUCAAGAGGACUUUGUCCAAUGAAUCAGAGGAAAGUGUCAAGUCCACAGCGAUGCCCAUAGACUACCCCAAGACGCCCACAGGCUCCCCGGCCACUGAGGUCUCUACCAAGUGGACUCACCUUACUGAAUUUGAACUGAAGGGCUUAAAAGCCCUAGUUGAAAAGCUAGAGUCUCUUCCAGAGAAUAAGAAGUGUGUCCCUGAGGGAAUCGAAGACCCUCAGGCCCUCCUGGAAGGUGUAAAGAAUGUACUGAAGGAACAUGUGGAUGACGAUCCCAGCCUGGCCAUCACCGGGGUCCCCGUGGUCAGUUGGCCAAAGAAAACUUCAAAGAACCGGGUGGUGGGUCGGCCUAAGGGCAAGUUGGGCCCGGCCUCAGCGGUGAAGUUGGCUGCCAACCGAACAACAGCAGGAGCUCGCAGGCGCCGGACGCGAUGCCGCAAGUGCGAGGCCUGCCUGCGGACGGAGUGUGGAGAGUGCCACUUUUGCAAGGACAUGAAGAAGUUUGGAGGUCCUGGGCGCAUGAAGCAGAGCUGCAUCAUGCGGCAGUGCAUCGCGCCAGUGCUGCCCCACACCGCCGUGUGCCUUGUGUGUGGCGAGGCAGGGAAGGAGGACACAGUGGAAGAGGAAGAAGGCAAGUUUAACCUCAUGCUCAUGGAGUGCUCCAUCUGCAACGAGAUCAUCCACCCUGGAUGCCUUAAGAUUAAGGAAUCAGAGGGUGUGGUCAACGAUGAGCUUCCUAACUGCUGGGAGUGUCCGAAGUGUAACCAUGCCGGCAAGACCGGGAAACAAAAGCGUGGCCCUGGCUUUAAGUAUGCCUCCAACCUGCCUGGCUCCUUGCUCAAGGAGCAGAAGAUGAACCGGGACAACAAGGAAGGGCAAGAGCCUGCCAAGCGGAGAAGUGAGUGUGAAGAGGCUCCCCGUCGCAGGUCAGACGAGCACCCCAAGAAGGUGCCUACAGACGGCAUCCUCCGCCGAAAGUCUGAUGAUGUGCAUCUGAGGAGGAAGCGGAAAUACGAGAAGCCCCAAGAGCUGAGUGCACGCAAGCGACUAAAACCUGGCAAAGAAGAUAAGCUUUUCAGGAAAAAGCGGAGGUCCUGGAAGAACGCUGAGGAUCGUCUAUCACUGGCCAACAAGCCCCUUCGGCGCUUCAAGCAGGAACCAGAGGACGAUCUGCCUGAGGCGCCUCCAAAGACCCGGGAGAGUGAUCAGUCACGUUCCAGCUCACCCACCGCUGGGCCCAGCACUGAGGGAGCUGAAGGCCCAGAGGAGAAGAAGAAGGUGAAGAUGCGCCGGAAGCGGCGGCUUCCUAACAAGGAGUUAAGCAAAGAGCUGAGCAAGGAGCUCAACCACGAGAUCCAAAAGACAGAGAGUACCUUGGCCCACGAGAAUCACCAGCCCAUCAAGUCAGAGCCCGAGAGUGAGAACGAGGAGCCAAAGAGGCCCUUAAGCCACUGCGAGCGCCCCCACCGGUUCAGCAAAGGGCUCAACGGCACUCCUCGGGAGCUGCGGCACUCACUGGGACCUGGGCUGCGCAGCCCACCUCGUGUUAUCUCCCGGCCCCCACCCUCUACAUCCCCACCCAAGUGCAUCCAGAUGGAGCGUCACGUGAUCCGGCCACCACCCAUCAGCCCCCCACCUGACUCGCUGCCCCUGGAUGACGGAGCAGCCCAUGUCAUGCAUAGGGAGGUGUGGAUGGCAGUCUUCAGCUACCUCAGCCACCAAGACCUGUGUGUCUGCAUGCGGGUUUGCAGGACCUGGAACCGCUGGUGCUGCGAUAAGCGGUUGUGGACCCGCAUCGACCUGAACCACUGCAAGUCCAUUACACCCCUGAUGCUGAGUGGCAUCAUCCGGCGACAGCCUGUCUCCCUUGACCUCAGCUGGACCAAUAUCUCCAAGAAGCAGCUGAGUUGGCUCAUCAACCGGUUGCCUGGGCUCCGAGACUUGGUGCUGUCGGGCUGCUCAUGGAUCGCUGUCUCAGCCCUCUGUAGCUCCAGUUGUCCAUUGCUCCGGACCCUGGAUGUCCAGUGGGUAGAAGGACUAAAGGAUGCCCAGAUGCGGGAUCUCCUGUCUCCACCCACGGACAACAGGCCAGGUCAGAUGGACAACAGGAGCAAGCUCCGGAACAUCGUAGAGCUGCGCCUGGCUGGCCUGGACAUCACAGAUGUCUCCCUGCGGCUCAUUAUCCGCCACAUGCCCCUGCUCUCCAAGCUCCAGCUCAGUUACUGUAACCACGUCACUGAUCAGUCCAUCAACCUGCUCACUGCAGUCGGCACCACCACCCGAGACUCUCUGACAGAGAUCAACCUAUCAGACUGCAAUAAGGUCACUGACCAGUGCCUGUCCUUCUUCAAACGCUGUGGAAAUAUCUGUCAUAUUGACCUGAGGUACUGCAAGCAAGUCACCAAGGAAGGCUGUGAGCAAUUCAUAGCUGAAAUGUCUGUGAGUGUCCAAUUUGGGCAAGUAGAAGAGAAACUCCUGCAAAAACUAAGUUAGUUCCAGGACAAGUAUGUAAAUAUGGAGGGUUGGGGGGGAUACAGCCAGGGAGGGGGAAAGACUGCAAAAACAAGUGGGCCUGUAUUUCCCUUUGGAAUUUGAAACGAGAGACUGACUACAGGACACAGUUCUGUUUUGCAAGUCUUGCCAAGGGAGAAGCCGUUCAACCAGCCAUUUGGGGAUGAGUGAGCCAGAUGUUUUCCUUUGCUCUUUCUGCAUCAUAACUGCACUGCUUUCUGGACCAUUUCUAAGGCGGCCUUUAGAAGACAUUCCAAUUGGAAAGGCGGAUAAGCUUUGGAAAAAAUCCUCAGAAGCCUAAACUUAGUGUUUUUAUCAGUAGUUUUGUUUGGGGCACCUUGUUCCUUGCAGUGCUGAGGCUUCUGGAGUCAACAAGGAGUGGACCACACACUAUCUGCAGCCGUCUUGACACGUUUUGUUUAGUUGGUUUUGUUACAUCUUACAUUAUGCAGAACUAUUUUUGUAUAAAUUGUUUAAAAAUUAUUUAUGCAAGAUCUGAAUGCAUACCAGUGUUUUUAUUAUUUAGAUUGCCAACUGUCCUUCAGGUAGGGGAGUUAACCUGUACUUCAACAUAAAAAGCCCAUCUCCAGAUGUGCCCAGGUGUGACAGGGGGCUAUGAGCUUCCACCUAAAAAGCAUGUUUAACUGGAUGCUGAGAGCCUACUGUGUAUGUCAAGAAGUUACACAAGCAUGUUGUGGAUAUGUGUAAAGUAUAGUCCAGGUAAAACACUUUGCCAAGUUUCAAUAGAAUUCACCUCUUCCUCAAAAUUUUACAAUACAGACAUCAGCCUUUACACUCAGGAGGGUUUUGCUCCAAGCAUGAGCUCUUGUAUUCUAUUUACAUAGAUCUAAUUUAUACCAUGAAUCAAGUAGAAUAAAUGUGCCCACACCCUUUCCUUUGUCCCCCUCCUCUCCAGUGUUCAGUUCUCACUUAAGUUGUGGUAAGCUGGCUAUUUUCUAGUUGUCAGGUUCUGCAUCCAUGUGUGCCAUUGUUGUUUGAUGGUGUUUCUUAACCUUUCCUUGAUGCGGUUUUACCUUUGUUGGAUUUGUAUAAACAGUUGUACAAAAAAAAAAAAAAUCCACUCUU
Molecule: messenger RNA, 5317 nt
Organism: Arvicanthis niloticus (Nile rat)
Lineage: Eukaryota; Metazoa; Chordata; Mammalia; Rodentia; Muridae
Source: RefSeq, a predicted model, not a curated record